Messenger RNA from Conger conger (European conger), 2008 nucleotides. RefSeq names its product wingless-type MMTV integration site family, member 2Bb (gene wnt2bb). Gene Ontology annotation, cellular component: extracellular region. Gene Ontology annotation, biological process: multicellular organism development; neuron differentiation; cell fate commitment. Bases 503 to 1699 code for a protein of 398 amino acids. The transcript has 5 exons. Lineage: Eukaryota; Metazoa; Chordata; Actinopteri; Anguilliformes; Congridae. The record is from RefSeq and is a predicted model, not a curated record. Gene Ontology annotation, molecular function: cytokine activity; frizzled binding.
GAUAACGGUUAGAACGACUAUUCUAUGAGAAAUACGCCAUUUGAGAAAAGACGUGGAGGAGUGCAUUUUUUUGUUCGACUAAAGGAGCAGUACCUGAUAAUAUCGAAAUUAAUAUUUGAUUCAAGUGGGGGAGUACUGUAAUUUUCUUUUUCUCAGAAGAUACAAUUUCACUGAAGAGAAUUUGACUUCCGAUGUUCGGUAUUCCGCAAAACGGCCCCUGGCUCGGAUUAUUUUAGCUCCAAUUGUAUUACAACAAUUGUUGGAUUUUUAGGUGGAAUACAUUUUGGUAUGCCAUUGUGAAUUUACAACUCAUAUUUGAAUUUUAUACAUAAAACAAAUACCGCAUCAUCACAACCCAGAUGGAAAAUUUCACCUGAACAAGUAUGCAUGGUUUCAGUGUUGUCCAGCUCUGAGAGAAAGAGAGAGAGAGAGAGCGAGAGAGAGAAAAAAAACUACUACUGGACUUUAUUUUGCAUCCCAUCUGUCUACUUGGGGAAAAACAAUGUUUGGUUUAAGCAAAGUUCAGGGUUCUUCCCGGAUUUACAGCAAACCCACGGUUUCCACGGGAGCACCAGGAUUAAGACAUCUGUCCAGGACCGGGGUACCUUCUUCAGACGGCUCAAAUGCCUCCUCUAGGCUAUACGUUGCCUUUAUUAUACUCCUUCUCAUGCUAACACCCAGAGUAGAUUCUUCGUGGUGGUACAUCGGGGCACUGGGGGCGAGGGUCAUCUGCGACAACAUCCCGGGGCUGGUGAACAAGCAGCGGCAGCUGUGCCAGAAGCACCCCGACAUCAUGCAGUCCAUCGGCGAGGGCGCCAAGGAGUGGAUCCGUGAGUGCCAGCACCAGUUCCGCCACCACCGCUGGAACUGCAGCACGCUCGACCGCGACCACACCGUCUUCGGCCGGGUCAUGCUGCGCAGUAAGUGCAGCCGUGAAGCCGCGUUCGUGUACGCCAUCUCCUCAGCCGGAGUGGUCUACGCCAUCACCCGGGCCUGCAGCCAGGGCGAGCUCAAGACGUGCAACUGCGACCCCCACAAGAGGGGCAGGGCCAGCGACGACAGGGGCGACUUCGACUGGGGCGGCUGCAGCGACAACAUCAACUACGGCAUCAAGUUCGCCAAGGCCUUCGUGGACGCCAAGGAGAAGACGGUGAAGGACGCGCGGGCGCUGAUGAACCUGCACAACAACCGCUGCGGGAGGAUGGCUGUGAAGCGCUUCAUGAAGCUAGAGUGUAAAUGUCAUGGAGUCAGUGGCUCCUGCACACUGAGGACUUGUUGGUUGGCCAUGUCCGACUUCAGAAAAACUGGAGACUACCUUCGCAAGAAGUACAACGGGGCCAUCGAGGUCACCAUGAACCAGGACGGCACAGGCUUUGCAGUGACCAACAAGGACUUUAGGAAGGCCACUAAGAACGACUUGGUGUACUUUGAGAAUUCGCCAGAUUACUGUCUCAUGGACAAAGCAGCAGGUUCCCUGGGCACGGCCGGGCGAGUUUGCAACAAGUCGUCACGGGGGACGGACGGCUGUGAGGUCAUGUGCUGCGGGCGGGGCUACGACACCACGCGCGUGAAGCGGAUCACCAAGUGCGAGUGCAAGUUCAAGUGGUGCUGCGCGGUGGAGUGCAAGGACUGCGAGGAGUCGGUGGACGUGCACACCUGCAAGGCCCCCAAACGUGCCGAGUGGCUGGACCAAACCUGAGGGGGCCCCUUCCUCGGGACUUCCUGUGGGCCAUGGCAUUCUGGGAUAUAGAGUCCAUCCCUCGCAUCCUCCGAUCCCAACCCUUCUCUCCGUUCCGUUGCAUGGCUUUUAAUUUCACUGUCUCUGCAAAAACGAAAAAAAAAAAAGCACUAAAACUAAACUCCAUUUCCCAUGAGCGCCUAGCACAAAAUGCUCAGUAAAUCCCCCCCCCCCCCAUUACAUUUAUUUUGGAACAGGGCUGUAAAGUGCAAGGGCUGCUAUUAUUUGCUUCUAACUGUGAACCUGUUGUGUUGUGUGUGUUGUUUUGUU